AUGUUUAGAGACAGAACCAAUCUUUUUUUAUCCUACAGAAGAACUUACCCUCAUCAUGGUGGUCCAUUGAGUGGGUCCAGGUUUGAUACUAUGGGAGAGGAAGAGGAACUAAUAGGAGGAAAUGUUGAACCAGGGAACAACGGUAGUGGUGAUAAUAAUAUUGAGUUGAUAGCUUUACCACCUUCAUUUUUGGAUAUUUCAGAGGGGAUAGAUGAGAACUUGGAUUUCAUAUCAAAGAAAAUUGAUAAAUUGAAUGGGUUAUACAAGAAGAAUCUUUUACCAGGAUUUAAUGAUCGUACAACAGAUGAAGAAGAAAUUGAAAAAUUGAAUUAUACAAUCACUACAAAAUUUUAUGAAUGUAAUAAUCUUGUUAAAAGAUUUGAAGGUAUCAAAAGACAACCUAAUAAUAAGUUGAAAGCUGAUGAUUUAAACAUGAUUGAAAAUAUGCAAAAAAAUUAUGCCUUAAAGAUUCAACAAUUAUCUUCAAAUUUUAGAAAAUUACAAAAUAAUUAUAUUAAAUUCUUGAAAAAAGAUGAAUUUGAACAAUUACCAAGUUUAAAUAAGUCAAAUCAAGUUAUUGAUCAAUCCACUUAUAAUCCUGCAAUUGAUGAAACUGAAGAAUUGGAAUCUUAUUCAAGAGAAGCAAUUAAAGAAUCAUCAUCAAUUCUACAGCAAAAAUCAAGCAUAAAUGAUUCAAUGAUUAGACAAAGAGAACAAGAAAUCACAAAGUUAGCUCAAGGUGUUUUAGAAGUUUCUAGUAUUUUUAAAGAAAUGCAAAACAUGGUUAUUGAUCAAGGUACAAUAUUGGAUAGAAUUGAUUAUAAUUUAGAAAAUACAAAAGUUGAUUUACAGAAUGCUUCACAACAAUUAACAAGAGCUAGUCAUUAUCAAAAAAGAACACAGAAAUGUAAACUUAUCUUGUUGUUGUCAUUAAUAGUGUUUCUAUUGUUUAUGACUGUGAUAUUGAAGCCUCAUCAUAAUAGAAAUUCAAGUGGAGGAGGCGGUGAUAAUAAUCAAGGUCAAGUGCCUGAUGCUAAGAAACCUCUAGAUAGUCCAAGUCAUGAUUCUCCAGAAAUUCCCGGGAAAGAUAAAACAGAAGUGGAAACAUUAGAGAAUAAUCUGAAUGAUGAUAGAAUUGUGGAGGCUGACGUGAUAAAUAAUAGGUUGAUGAUUUUAUGA
This is a messenger RNA of Hansenula anomala, 1179 nucleotides long. It is a transcript of the gene TLG2, whose product is annotated as t-SNARE syntaxin TLG2. Gene Ontology annotation, biological process: vesicle fusion; vesicle-mediated transport; intracellular protein transport. The transcript has a single exon. Bases 1 to 1179 code for a protein of 392 amino acids. Gene Ontology annotation, cellular component: membrane; endomembrane system; SNARE complex. The record is from RefSeq and is a predicted model, not a curated record. Gene Ontology annotation, molecular function: SNARE binding; SNAP receptor activity. NCBI's taxonomy places the organism in Eukaryota, Fungi, Ascomycota, Saccharomycetes, Phaffomycetales, Wickerhamomycetaceae.